This is a messenger RNA of Paramecium tetraurelia, 1323 nucleotides long. RefSeq lists its product as uncharacterized. NCBI's taxonomy places the organism in Eukaryota, Ciliophora, Oligohymenophorea, Peniculida, Parameciidae. The transcript has 3 exons. The record is from RefSeq and is a predicted model, not a curated record.
AUGAAGAACAUUGAUCCGAAUGUGGUUUUUGUAAAGAAGGAUAAAUGGGAUUACGAACAAUUGGAACCAAUCCCUUGCAAACAAAUCGAAGUCCCCAAUUUUGUGCCCAUUUCAACUGUUGCUGAGACCACAAUCUAAUUGCCCACUGUUUACAUUCAUUCAAAUAUAGUGUACCCUGAUGAGAAUGAGUACUCUUGUGAUGAGGAGGAUUUGGAGGCUGGCAUUAACCCCAAAGUAAUGCAGCAAUUGGAUCUUAGGCGUCAUCUGAAUUCCAAUCGCAAUUACUCUAAACAAUAUUCGUUACUCAACACAUUGGAAUACGAUGAAACCUACUAUAACAAAAAGGCUGAACGAUUAUAAAGGCCCCUUUUGAGAGUCUUCAUGCGAGCUCAAGAGAAUGAUUAUCGGAUGAAUGUGGCAUUUAGACCGAGCAAAGCGUACAAGCAAAAACGAUAGAAGCAUUUGGAUAUACAUUCCAUUGAUGUAGCCAGAGAAAUCCUCUUGAAUGAGAACUUGAUAGCACUGAAUUUGGUGAGACAAGUAAGACAAAGAGAAUUGCUGAAAUUGCAGUUAAUCAAAGAGGAGGAGUUUAAUUUUGUAAAUUCAUUCAAUAAUUGCAAUGAUUUAUUUGGCAACUUGAAGGAGCUCAAGCGUUUCUACAAGCCAGAAGAGCAAUUGGAACAGCAGCAGAGAGACAACAGAAAUAAAAUAUUUGAAUCGUGUUCCAACCAUGAUUGUUCCUAUCAGUUUAAUUCAAUCCCUCUAUCCACAGAACUUAUCGAUUUUAUGGAUGAACAAUACCAACAGAUAAAGGAGAAGAGUGUUAUGUGGCCUAAGAAUCCCACGAUGUUGCAAUCUUGGGAUCUUGACAUCUACACCAAGUUGGGAGUUCAUCAACUAAAUAAAUAACUCAUUUACACUAACAACAAUAGGACCCUAUUGAUAGCUGAUAGGACGAAGAAGAACAAAAAAAAAGUUAAGUUAAUGCUCGUGGAUCGGAACAGAGCUUCAAUCUUUGAUGGAGUUCGGGCUAAUUUUGAUCACUUCUAUGCUCACUAUCAAAAAAUCAAUUAGAGGCAGGAGUAGAUUGUCGAUUAAUAGAGGAGAGAAUGUUAGAAAGUUAGAUUUGAUAAACAAAAAAAGGAACAUCAACUCAAGUUGUAAUAGAAGAAGGAGGAAUUGAGACAGUCUCUGAGAUUCAAAAUGAGAAUCCUGUAGAAUUUGGAUCAACCUAUUUGCACAAUUAAAAUCAAACAUUCUGAUGAAUUAAAAUUUUAAUUAGUUAAAGACAUUCACUAUAACUCUUAGGUUAUAUUGAUGUGA